AUGACCAGCCUCAUAGAUUUAGGCAGAUAUGUUGGAAGAACUCGCCAUGAAGAAGACACCUCAUCGAGCUCCAAAAGAGUAAAAGUUGCCACAGCUGAUUUAUCUUCCUUCCAGCCUGGCAGUAUAAUUAAGAUCCGUUUACAAGAUUUUGUGACCUACACUUUAACUGAAUUCAACCUUUCGCCGUCUCUAAACAUGAUUAUUGGGCCCAAUGGGUCCGGUAAGUCUACUUUUGUGUGUGCUGUGUGUCUGGGGUUGGCUGGUAAACCAGAAUAUAUCGGUAGAAGUAAAAAAGUGGAAGAUUUUAUCAAGAAUGGUCAGGAUAUUUCAAGGAUUGAAAUCACUUUGAAGAAUUCACCAAAGAUUCAUGAUAUUGACUUCAUAAGUACACAUGACGAAACAAUAAAAGUUACUAGAAUAAUCACUAGAUCUAAGAGGAGAUCUGAUUACUUGAUUAACGACGAACAGGUAUCGGAAAAUGCAGUUAAAACCUUAGUCUCUCAGUUGAACAUCCAAUUAGAUAAUCUAUGUCAAUUUUUAUCCCAAGAGCGUGUGGAGGAAUUUGCUCGAUUGAAGUCAGUAAAACUAUUGGUAGAAACUAUAAGGUCCAUCGAUGCAAGCCUGUUAGAUGUACUAGAGGAACUAAUGGAACUCCAGGCAAAUGAACAGAGUUUGCAAAAGGACCUUGACGUUAAAAAAAUGAAAGUCGUUCAUCUGAGACAAGAGAGCGAUAAACUACGAAAAUCAGUAGAGUCAUUACGAGAUUUUCAAAAGAAAAAGGGUGAAAUUGAGUUGCACUCUCAAUUAUUACCUUAUGUGAAGGUAAAAGAUCAUAAGGAGAAACUGAAUACCUAUAAAGAGGAGUAUGAGCGAGCGAAGUCAAAUUUAAGAGCUUUAUUAAAGGAUAAGAAGCCAUUUGCAAAUACAAAAAAAACUUUAGAGAAUCGAGUUCACGAAUUGACAGAAAAAUGUUCCUUAAAGAAUGACGAAUUUGUGAAAGCAAAAGAAAAAGUUAAUGAUAUUUUUGAAAAGUUGAAUACCAUACGAGAUGAUGUUAUUAAGAAGAAAACUCAAAACGAAUAUUAUAGAGGUAGAACCAAGAAAUUGCAAGCAACCAUCAUUGGUACAAAGGAGGAUUUGGCGAGAAACCGAGAAAUUCUAGAACAAACUCAAUUGCCUGAAAAAAGCGUAUUUGAAGAUAUAGAUAACAAAAGAAAGGAAAUCAUCAACAAAGAAGGAGACCUCCGAGGACUUAUUUCUGAAAUAGAUGCAAAAGCAAAUGCCGUUAAUCAUGAAAUGAGGAGUAUACAGAGGCAAGCAGAGAAUAAAACUAAGUCCCUCAAUACAACUGAUAAAAUUGGUAUUUUAAAUCAAGAUCAAGAUCUGAAAGAGGUUCGUGAUGCCGUGCUUUUCAUUAGGGACCAUCCCGAAAUGAAGGAGAAAAUUCUAGAACCUGCAAUUAUGACAGUGUCUGCUAUUAAUUCUCAGUUCGCAGCUUAUCUGGCUCAAUGUGUGGAUUUUAAUACAAGUAAAGCCCUGACCGUUGUUGACUCUGACGCUUACAGGCUAUUUGCAAAUCCAAUUCUUGAGAAAUUCAAAGUGAACUUAAGAGAACUAUCUAACACUGAUUCCAAACCUCCGGUGCCUAUAGAAACAGUUCGAGAUUUGGGUUUCGAAGGUUACUUAUCCGAUUUUAUUACUGGUGACAAGAGGGUUAUGAAAAUGCUUUGUCAAAUCAACAGGAUACAUACCAUCCCAGUAUCUAGGAGGGAAUUGACGCCGGCGCAGAUAAAGAGAUUGAUUACACCAACAUCAAAUGGAAGAAUUCUUUUCAAGAGAAUUAUUCACGGGAACAGACUUGUAGACAUCAAGCAAUCAUCUUAUGGUAAUAAGCAGAUAUUUCCCACUGAUGUCAACAUAAAGCAGACUAACUUUUACCAAGGGUCUAUUAUGUCAAAUGAACAGAAAACUAGAAUCGAGAGUGAUAUUGACAACUUAAAGAAUGAAUAUAAUAACCGAAAAUCUACGUUAGACACAUUGUCGAAUCAGAAGAGUGAUUAUAGGCACGAAUUAUCUGAACUUGCGUCAAAAAACGACAACAUAAACAGAAAGGCUCAUGAACUAAAUGAGGUUCGUAAAAAGUACACUAUGAGGAAAAGUACAAUAGGAACACUGGAAGAGAAAUUAGAGGAGUUGAAACGUGAAGCCAGGAAGGAUGUAUCACAGAAGAUCAAAGAUAUCGAUGACCAAAUUCAGCAGCAACUGCUCAAUCAAACACGAUUACUGUCCAAGAUGGUCUCUUCGAUGGAGGAUUUAAAAAAUUCUCAAAAGGAAUUAAUGACCUCCCAAAUUUUCCAGUUUGAAGCCCAAAAUAUGGACAUUUCCAUGAAUGAUGUGAUUGGAUUUUUCAACGAAAGAGAGGCUGAAUUAAAGCAUCAAUAUGAGCAUAAGAAAAAGUUCGUGAAGGAGAUGAGGGAUACUCCUGAAUUUCGAUCCUGGAUGGAAGAAAUUAGACACUACGACGAGGAUACAAAGGAAAGAUUGAAUAAAGUAGCAGAACAAUAUGAAAAAGAGAGGAAUUUCAAUUUGCCAUUCAUUCAAGAUGUUAUCGAUAAAUUAGAAUCCGAGAUAGCUAUGGUGAAUCAUGACGAAUCUGCUAUAACAAUUUUAGAUCAAGUCGUCACUGAGUUGAGAGAGUUGGAACAAACAGUUCCUCAGCAAACUAAAGAUUUAGAAACCACUAAAGCCAAGUUAAAAGAAGGUCAUGCCAUUUUGGAACCUAAGCUGGAUGACAUAGUAUCAAAAAUCUCCACAAGAUUUGCUCGUUUAUUUAAUAAUGUCGGUAGUGCUGGUGCUGUUCAUCUGGAAAAGCCAAAGGACUAUGCUGAGUGGAAGAUAGAAAUCAUGGUCAAGUUCAGAGAUAAUGCACCAUUAAAGAAACUAGAUUCCCACACGCAGUCAGGUGGUGAAAGGGCGGUCUCUACGGUCCUUUACAUGAUUGCCCUACAAGAGUUCACCUCUGCUCCAUUCAGAGUCGUAGACGAAAUCAACCAAGGUAUGGACUCAAGAAAUGAAAGAAUUGUUCAUAAGGCCAUGGUAGAGAAUGCAUGUGCCGAAAACACAUCUCAAUAUUUCUUGAUCACUCCAAAGUUGUUAACCGAUUUGUAUUACCACGAGAAGAUGAGAGUACACUGUGUUAUGGCCGGUUCUUGGAUUCCAAAUCCUACGGAGGAUCCAAGGAUGAUUCAUUUCGGCGAGACCUCUAACUACUCUUUCUGA
Saccharomyces eubayanus is the source of this 3279-nucleotide messenger RNA. RefSeq names its product DNA repair ATPase SMC5 (gene SMC5). Lineage: Eukaryota; Fungi; Ascomycota; Saccharomycetes; Saccharomycetales; Saccharomycetaceae. Gene Ontology annotation, biological process: double-strand break repair via homologous recombination. The coding region runs from base 1 to 3279 and encodes 1092 amino acids. The record is from RefSeq and is a predicted model, not a curated record. Gene Ontology annotation, cellular component: Smc5-Smc6 complex. The transcript has a single exon. Gene Ontology annotation, molecular function: ATP hydrolysis activity; ATP binding.